Messenger RNA from Phoenix dactylifera (date palm), 634 nucleotides. NCBI's taxonomy places the organism in Eukaryota, Viridiplantae, Streptophyta, Magnoliopsida, Arecales, Arecaceae. The record is from RefSeq and is a predicted model, not a curated record.
AAGUAUUCAAAUGGCACCUUAUGAGGCUCUAUAUGGAAGAAAGUGUAGAUCACCUAUCUGUUGGGAUGAUGUUGGUGAAAGAAAAAUUAUGGGCCCCGAGAUUGUGCAACAAACAGUAGAGAAGAUCCAGCUGAUCAGGGAACGCCUCCGAAUAGCUCAGAGCAGACAGAAAAGUUAUGCAGAUAAUAGAAGAAGGGAAUUGGAAUUUCAGGUUGGAGAUCAUGUGUUUCUGAAAGUGUCUCCUACUAAAGGGGUGAUGCGAUUUGGAAUACGCGGAAAACUUAGUCCACGCUAUGUCGGCCCCUUUGAGAUUCUGGAAAGAGUAGGAGCAGUGGCUUACAAAUUGGCACUUCCACCUUCACUGUCUGGAGUUCACAAUGUUUUUCAUGUUUCCAUGCUAAGAAAGUAUAUUCCAGAUAUGAGCCAUGUGGUAGAAGUGGCUCCCUUGCAGCUUAGAGAAGAUUUGACAUAUCUUGAGCAGCCUGUACGUGUGGUUGAUAGAAAAGAGCAAGUGUUGAGGAGGCGCACGAUUCCUUAUGUUAAGAUCCAGUGGAGCAAUCACUCAGAACGAGAGGCCACGUGGGAGCUGGAGGAUGAGAUGAAGGAAAAAUAUCCGGACCUUUUUGCAAGCUAA